This is a messenger RNA of Oryzias melastigma (Indian medaka), 2603 nucleotides long. RefSeq names its product Fc receptor-like A. Gene Ontology annotation, biological process: cell surface receptor signaling pathway. The record is from RefSeq and is a predicted model, not a curated record. The transcript has 5 exons. Lineage: Eukaryota; Metazoa; Chordata; Actinopteri; Beloniformes; Adrianichthyidae. Bases 901 to 1743 code for a protein of 280 amino acids. Gene Ontology annotation, molecular function: transmembrane signaling receptor activity.
UCAUUUCAAUUCGUUCGAGAGUUAAAAUCACUUGAAUAAUAAAACCUAACCUAAAAGUCAGUUGAGGUAACUUUAGUUCAAUGUAAUAAAAUAAAACAUUUGUUUAUUUGACUAUGAACUUGGUCUUUUAAGUGGAAAUAAUCUGACAUAAUUUGCUAACUUUAACUCAUUUCAAAGGUUACAUUUCUAUAAAUUGAGUCAACGUGACAUUUUUUACAGUGCAAAAGCUCACAUGCCAAAACAAUUCCAUAUAACAUCAUUUAAGAAUAAUCUCUUUUGUGCUUGUGUUCUGAUAGCUUUGUUCACACCGGUGUCCUUGUGUGUUUUUAGCCUGGAGGAUGUCAUGGCGGCAUACCUCCUGUAGGGGGAGCCGUGACUCUGAGCUAGAGCUGAAUUGAGCUUUGGGGGCUGAUUUGGUGCUUCAGAGUUUUAGCUGCUGAUGUUCUGUCACAAUAAAAUGUUCUUGAAGCUUCAAAAACUUCACAGUUGGUGUAGAUUUUCAGAAUAAGAUGCUCUUCUGAGGAAAAAAUGAAGAGUUUCAAUAAAAGUCAAACAUGAGGAGAACGCUUUUCUUCUUGACGUUUUGCGUGACAUUUGGUGCGCUGUGUGCACAGGUCACUUCAGGAAACAGCUCUUGGUCUUAAAGAGAAACAGGUUUGUGUGUUUGCUUACUUCCUCUGCUCACCUCAGAGGAAACUUUGGGGUUUGAGCUGAAAGAAGCCCCCUCCCCGGUGAGCGGAAGAGCUCCAGUCUCGAUGGUUAGAUUCUGAGACCUGUAGUCGUGCAGCUGGAGUCACUGAGAUCUGUUUUCUGACCAGGUUCUGCAGGAAAAUGUUCAUAUUCUGGGUUUGGGGGAAACGUGGAGCCUCCUAAAAACUGUGGAACAAACAGCUGAUCAGGAUGACGCUCGCUUCACUGUGCCUGUUUCUCUCGUCUCUGACCGUCUCUCCUGAGCGCUCUCAGUUCCGCCGCUAUGAAACCAUCGUCCUGAGCUGUACGGCCAACUCCUCGGGCUGGACCGUGAUGAGGAACACGUCUUAUCACUUCAAUCAGAAAUGUCAGUUUGGUUGGGGAGUUCCCAAAGAGUCCUCCUGCAGGAUCGACACCGCCUACCCAUCAGACAGUGGGGCGUACUGGUGUGAAAACAACCACGGCGAGUGCAGCAACGUCGUCAACCUCACUGUCACCAUUUCACCCGUGAUCCUGGAGAUUCCUCCUUAUCCUGUGAUGGAGGGAGAUGACAUCACUUUAAGCUGCUCCUACAAGGAUGCAACCCAAGCAAGCUCCGACUUUCCUGCAAAGUUCUACAUGAAUGGGAAACUCAUAAAAUCGGAAAAAGCUGGAAAGAUGAAAAUCUCUAGAAUUUCCAAGUCUGAACAAGGUUUCUACAAGUGUGAACACGCCUUUGAAGGAAAGUCACCAGAAAGCCAGCUGACUGUAAGAGAUCGCCAAACAAACAUGGCCUCUACUCCUGGGUCUCCCUCUGCGUCUCCUCCUACAUCUCCUCCUGGACUCUUGUCUCGGCCCAAGAUGAUAUGUAGUGCUCUGCUCUUCAUCUUCUACUGCAUCCCAUCCAUCUGUUGUGUGUAUAAAUACCUGCAGUGGUCCAAAGGCCGAGCUUUAGCCAUAGAACACGGAAAGUUACGGGAAGUGGACCCAAAGGAGGCGAAGGUCUCCGUAUACGAUCGUCUUCCACCUCCUCGUCUUCCUCCUCCUCUUCCUCCUCGUCUUCAUCGCUGUUGAUCCAGCCACACAGAUUCAGAGCUCAACUUCUGUUUGGAAAAAACCGGACGGAUCUAUUUUUGGGUUGUUUGACGGGUUUGUUUAAACUGAUGAUGAAAAAAUCCAAACCUCGUACUCGUUUUGGAGAGAAUUACCUGUUUCAAACUCAGGCUAAGGUUUGGAUUUUCCUGCCAACAUCUCAAACAAACUUUUUUUCUUUAAAAAUUAUUUAUUUUCAUGUUAAAUCUCUUCCUGGCUUCUCCUUCCUCUACUGCUGAACUUUGACAGUCCUGGAGGAUCAGCUGAACUCCUGAGACUUCAGCUCUCAGGUGACCGAGCCUCUUCUGCAGGACCUCCUACAUGAUGGCGUUUGGAGGAACUAGUUGUAGAUCCACAGUUUCUCUUCUUCAAAUCUUCCUUUCAAUUUCACUCAUUUACUGUUUCUCUUCCUCUUCUUGUUGGAGCCAAACGUUUUCGUUGUCUACCCCUGUGUCUCUAUAAAGCAGUUCUGUCUAAAUCCAGUCCUUGAGGAUCCGUGUCCUACAGGUUUCCUGCCAGUGAAUCUCCUUAUUGGCCAAACACACCUGAUCCAGGUAAUCAGCAUCAGAUAAGGCAGGAUUUCUGGAAAACCAACAGGAGGUCAGCCCUCACCCCUGCUAUAAAGGUUCUGGUGGAUUUGGUCUCUGAAUUUGAACCAGAACGUGUAUCCUUCAUGCCUGGACAGUACUUUUCUGGUUGGAUAUACCGGUGAUCCAUGGGGCAAGUGGAGGCUGGUCUGUCUGUCCAUGAUGGGGUCCAGAUGUGGAAGAUGUGUACCUGUACUCACAUUUCCUGCUAUGGGGAUUUCAUGCUGGAGACAAUACCUGGAAACCGCGUAUUAA